Molecule: messenger RNA, 453 nt
Organism: Diversispora eburnea
Lineage: Eukaryota; Fungi; Glomeromycota; Glomeromycetes; Diversisporales; Diversisporaceae
Source: the annotation of a GenBank genome assembly
AUGCUUUCGAAUUAUGAGAUUUUGGCUAUUUUACGCGAAAUGGAUGAGAAGCAAAAAGAACAAGUUAAAACGAAGCCAAAUAUGAAAUUUCCAGAGAACUUGAAGACAAUUCAAUUUGAGGUAAUCCAGAACUUAUCUUCAACUCAAUCCCCUGCAUCAACUCAAACACCCGAACAAAUUGAAUCAAUUCUAAAUAACCUUAAAAAAUACAAUCUCACGAAAUCGGAAAAAUUACAGAUUAUUAAUUUGAGACCUCAGAAUCUCGUUGAUUUAGAAUUGAUUAUAGAAGAUUGUGAAGACAGAUUUAAAAUUGAUGCACUUCGAGAAAUGAUUUACAUUAUUGGAACUAAAUUACCUAUACCAGGAAAAGUUGUUCAUCGAUUAGAAAGUGGACAAGAAAAUUUAGAUGAUGAUGAAACAAUGAAAUUUAUUCAUUAUCCAAUGGAACAAUAA